Molecule: messenger RNA, 3996 nt
Organism: Phytomonas sp. EM1
Lineage: Eukaryota; Euglenozoa; Kinetoplastea; Trypanosomatida; Trypanosomatidae
Source: the annotation of a GenBank genome assembly
AUGCCACUUACACCAGUUGCUUUUGUUCCGCCAGGCUGCAGCUCACAAUGCUCGCGAAGUCUUGUUUCAAAAUCUAAUCUUUUCGCGUUUGCUUCUAUACAUAGUAUUUUAUUAUACCAAAUUGAUUCCAGAGUCUUGCCCAAUGUCGGCGACACCAAUCCCACAGGGUCUAGUGUUCCAGAAUAUCGUAUUGUAUCCCUUUUCGGUAGUGGCUCGCCGUCGGAGAUAAUAUCCUACGAUUACAACGAGGAUUUUAUGGCCUGUCUGACCGCGCAGAAGCCCUGUGUGACGGUCUGGAGGCUAUCCAAUGGUGAGUGCAUCACUGACGAAAAGAUCCCCGCCUCGCUUGGUAACCUUUUUCAGAGGUCAGGGAAGCCCACCACGCUGUGCGUCGCUGGAAAGAAUCACUUGAUUUUUGGUACCUCCACUGGUCGGCUUGUUUCGUUGAAUACGAGCGCAUCCGACAAAACCCCGGCGGAGCCACGCUUUGUGGUGGUUCCCACGCCCACCCCUUCUCUCAAGGCUCCCACCGACCUUUAUGGGAAGCCCAUAGGAAAUAGCUUCGACUCACCUAACCUCGGGGUGUCAGGUAGUGGGCAAAGGGAAGCUGCUGAAAGUGUGGAGUGCGUGGCCGUUUCACCCGUUCGCGCGGAUCUCGUUGCGUGUGGGACGUCGGAUGGAACGCUUUGUUUUCUCACGCUGAGCGCGACGGCGGGGCUUACCCCGACGGCCUCUUUCUUCCCUUUUUCGCCCCCUAAUAAGGAAAAAGACAGCCUUCUCACGCCGAACCCCCUCCCGGUUUCCGUCAUUGCCUUUGAUGUAGGGGCCGUCAACCAGCUCGUGGUCGGCUCUCGGGAGGGCGGUCUCGCUUUGUGUGAUAUCAGCAACCCUAAAGGGCCGACCCUGGUGUUUGAACACAAGGAAAGCGUGAGCGCGAUCGCGUGGGUGCCGGGGAAAGCGGGAACCUUUUUCACGGUGAAUCGUGGAAGUAAUCUCAUGCACAAAUGGCAGGUGGGUGCGAAAACGGCCUCCACGAUUAUCCCGCUGGAUGCUUCGCUUGGGAUCAAAGGCAUCGCGAGCCUUGACGGUGAUCACGUUUCCCUCGGCUUCACCAACGGCACCGUGGCGGUGUAUAACCUCCUCCAGCGGCAAUAUGAGUUUCAAACGGAAGGGGGAAACACACAGACGGUGCUCGCCUGCCGGUGCUCACGCCAUGAUCGUGAUCUCAUUGCCUCCACCGGGGUGGAAGGGGAGAUUCGGGUGUGGAAUACGCGAACGAUGACGCUGCAGUAUCGAAUCGAGGUGAGUGGCCAGGUCGCCGUGCACGCGGUGGAUUGGUCGCCAAAUGGAAAGUACCUCGUCGCCGGGCUCAGUAAUGGCGAGGUGGUGCAUUUUACCUGUAGUACGCAACGCCAGGGGUGGCGAACGCCCGUUUCCGUCGGGGCAGUUUGUCGGGUUCUUUGGCUUCCCGCCUCGGCGGAGUCGACGAGUUUGGUGGUUUGCACCUCAAGCACCGGGGUGGCGCUCUUAUCUGCGAAGAAUGGCCAGGUCCUGCAUCGGUUGAGUGCGCCCGGCGGGGCGGGGAUCCGAAGCUCCGAUGUGGAACCCACCAAGGGCAAAACCCUCGCGAUGGGCUGCGCGGAUGGGAAUAUUUACCUCUUCAACCUUCUUUCCCCGAACGAGAAACCGAUGCUGACGCUUUCCGGCCAUGUCGAGGCGGUCCGCGACCUCGCCUUCCACCCCUCGGCGGCGUCGUUUUUGCUCUCGGGGGGGCAGGACGCGACCCUGCGGGUGUGGGAUCUCUCCUCGAGUGAUUCCCACGCGAUUUGCGUGAAAUCCCGGGUGCUGCGUGGGCAUGGGGAAGGGGUUGGCGGUGUGGGGUGGUGUGGCCUCGCGCCGUACCUCGCCUUUUCCGGAUCGGACGACCGCACGGUGGGGUUGUGGGAUAUCCGAGGGGAGGGGCGGAGCCUCGCGCGGGUUCGUCGCCACGCGGCGGGGGUGGUCGCGAUCGCGAGUCAUCCGGAGCGGCCGCUGGUGUGCUUCUCCGCCUCGCGGGAUGGGGCGAUGGUGGGGUGGUGGGUGGCGUUGCUUUCCCCGGUGAGUCUUCGCGCGGCGGUGGAGGGGGUGGAGUCGUUAGGAGGGGGGGAUGCCGCCGCGUUGAUGUCGAGCGAGCCCACCCCCAAGGGGCUUCCCGUCGCCGGGUAUGCCGUGCAAAAUUUAACGAAAGAACUCGCCCAAGCGGCGAACAAUCCGGUGGAUCGGAGUGGGAAACUUUUGGGGUUCUUCGAAUUCCCGCAGGGGUGCUCGGACCUGUUGCAGCUCGCCGCCUACGCGAAAGACCCGUCCAGCUACGUGGCGGAUCCCAAAGCCGCCAUCCUCCCCGUCGCGAAAAUCCUCGACGCCCAAAAAGCACGCGCGAAGCAGAUGCACGAUAAGGCGCGGGGAAAAACCGUCGCCGCGUUAGGACCGGCCUACCGCCAGAAACGACUGAUGGAAUCCGCGAAGGAGCUGCUCAAAGUAGGCCAAUUCGAGGACGCCUGUAAUGCGUUUAUGGAGGCGGAGGCCUGGGAUCCGGCGCUGGCGAUCGCGCCGAUGAUCAGCCGGGAGUUCUGGCGAGGGGUCUGCCUCAAAGCGACGGCCGCGAUGGAGGCCGCGGGGGAUGCCCGUGCGGUGAUGUAUGCCAUUCUCGCCGAGGAAAGCGCGCGCGCCGCGCAGACGCUCACCCGCCUACGUGGUGGGGGAACCGUCUACGAUGAGGCGGUGGCGAUCGCGCGAAGCUGCCCGCAGCGGGAUUCCACCCCUUCUCCUGGGGAGGGGCCGCAUCCGACGGGGCUUUUUACCGCGACGGAACCCGCACGACGAGGGGGAGUCGACCUCCAAGGCGCUAGCCCCGCCUCUCAGGUCGUUCAACAGCAGCGAAUGGGGGCUUUGUUGCGCGGGCGAAACCCUCGCAUCCUCGCCGCCCUCCACCUCGCGAGUGGCGCCUCCGAUGAGGCGAUCCGGGCGCUUCUCCACGCCGGCGAGGUCGGCCUCGCGCACGCGUUGCUGCCGCUCCUCCCGCUUCGCGAGCAGGCGACGAUCGACGCGAUUUCGCUCGCGGCGACGCUGCGGGCGGCGCGGGGCGGGGCGUGGGAGCUCGCCCUCCUCCUCGCCGCGCGCCACUCCAACCCGCAUCACCCCCUCGCCACCCUUUUCGCCCUCUUUCAGGACGUCCAGGGGAGAAAAACAAACCCGACGAAAGGAGGAGGCGGGGAGACCCCUUCGGAGGCUUUGAAAGCCUUCCGGGAGCAACUUCGGGUGCGAUGUGAGGCGUUACAGCUGCCUCUCGACCCCGCCGUGAUUCAGCAGAAACACGCGAACGACGGCCUCAGCUCGCAGAAUCAAAUCGCGGCGAUGGUGUUGCAAGGGGGCGACCUCGCCACGGCACCGCACAUCCUCCAGAGCAUCUGCGGUUUCCUGGAAAACCUCCUGGAGGUGGCGUUGCGCGAUAUCAACGGCGCCGACGCGAACUUUUACCUCAAGCAGGCGUUUAACGUCACCGGUUACGUCGCGAUCCCGCCUAAUCGAGCGGGCGAGGUGACCACGCAGGGUGCGGAUCACCGGCGUUUUCUCGCCCUCGCGUUUCUCCUCGCAUCACUAAUGGGAGUGAAGGUGUAUCGCUUUCCACGGCUCCUCAACCCCGCCUUCGCGCGGGCGCGGGAGUUCGCGAAGGGCAACACCACCCUCGAAGGGCUCGUCGGGAAGGUGCAACCGGUGCUCGCAAAUUACUCCCCGCAUUCGUCUGCGGUGGAGUGCCUGGCGCCGUGCGCGGAGCUGCCGGCGGUGGGGUUGGAUGGGAAGCUGCUGAUGUCGUCGUUGACGUCGUUGCCCGUCUACGGCGCGGCGUAUCCUCUUGAGGAUGGGGUUUCCGUCAUCUCCAAAGGGGAGGCGCUCGAAUGGGGGCUUUGCUGCCACUUCUCGUUGUUAGGAUCAGGCGCAAGGAUGCUGGUGAUGUAG